AUGACUGGUGUUAUUGCAAAAACAUCUAUCUUUAUCUCUUUAUUUACUGGUUUUAUCUUAACAUGCAUUGGAUUAUAUUAUAUGCUUACUGGACAAGGAUCGAGAGUAGAUGUUAGAUGGUUUCUUGAAAGUACAUCACCCAGUAUGUGGGCAGGUUUGGGAGUAGGAGCUUCCCUCUCUCUUUCAGUUAUUGGUGCUGGAUGGGGAAUUUUUACAACAGGAUCAUCAAUUCUUGGUGGUGGUGUAAAAGCUCCAAGAAUAAGAACAAAAAAUCUUGUUUCAAUUAUUUUUUGUGAAGCUGUCGCCAUUUUUGGUAUAAUUAUGGCUUUUGUAUUUGUUGGAAAAUUACAUUCAUUUGAUCCAUCCACAGCUACAAGAGAAAUUUAUGCAAGAAAUCUUUUAUCUGGUUAUCUUAUUUUUGGUGGUGGAUUAACUGUUGGUUUUUCAAAUCUUGUCUGUGGUAUUGCUGUUGGUAUUGUAGGAUCUGGGGCAGCUUUGGCUGAUGCUGCCAAUCCAUCUUUAUUUGUAAAAAUUCUUAUUAUUGAAAUUUUUGCUUCUGCUAUUGGUCUUUUUGGAAUGAUUAUUGGUAUUGUCCAGACGAACAAAGCUCAAAUGGGUAAUAAUUGA
This is a messenger RNA of Strongyloides ratti, 627 nucleotides long. Its product is annotated as V-type proton ATPase 21 kDa proteolipid subunit. Gene Ontology annotation, molecular function: proton-transporting ATPase activity, rotational mechanism. The coding region runs from base 1 to 627 and encodes 208 amino acids. The transcript is spliced from 4 exons. Gene Ontology annotation, cellular component: proton-transporting V-type ATPase, V0 domain. Gene Ontology annotation, biological process: proton transmembrane transport. The record is from RefSeq and is a predicted model, not a curated record. NCBI's taxonomy places the organism in Eukaryota, Metazoa, Nematoda, Chromadorea, Rhabditida, Strongyloididae.